AUGCAUAUUGAGGAACUGAAUGAGGAGGAGCAAUUAGGGGAACGGGGGGUUCAAGCUUGUGGUGAUGAUGUUGAAGGUACAAUCAUCGUGUGGGAUGCAAAAAGGGUUUUGGUCGGGGCAGGAGCUCGUGCUCUUUUUUAUCCAACAUUGUUGUAUAACGUUGUCAGAAACAAGAUCGAACCUGAGUUUCAUUGGUGGGAUAGAGUUGACGAGUUUGUUUUGUUAGGAGCUGUUCCUUUUCCUGCUGAUGUUCCGCGUUUGAAAGAGCUUGGGGUUUGUGGGGUGGUUACCUUGAACGAACCAUACGAGACGCUGGUUCCAACAUCAUUGUAUAAAGACCAUGAUAUUGAUCAUUUGGUGAUACCUACGAGAGAUUAUCUCUUUGCUCCAUCAUAUCCUGACAUUUGUCAGGCUGUAGAUUUUAUCCACGUUUCCUUUUCUCCCCCACUGCGGCCGUCGACAUAUGUUCACUGCAAGGCUGGGCGCGGGCGUAGCACUACAAUUGUCCUUUGUUACUUGGUUAAGCAUAAGAAUAUGACGCCCGAAGUUGCUUAUGAUCUUGUAAGGUCUAUUCGGCCGAGGGUACUUUUAGCCUCUACUCAGUGGCAGGCUGUUCAAAAUUAUUAUUCCUGUAUGAAGGAAUCUGAAGAUGGCAUCUGCAAGAGUGACAAUGUAUCAGGAACAAGUUUGUGUCUGCCAGAGAAACGAGUCGCCUCAGCUUUUGAUGAUGAGUCUAUUGUUGUAGUGACAGAUUCUGACCUUGAUGGAUAUGACGAAACCCACGAGUCCUGUUUAUUGAGUAAGAAAACAUCAAAUAACUUGAAACUAGCUUGUAGAUUUCAGUUUGCCAGCCAGGCAGCUAUUGGUAGGCUUUCGUGUUUGUGGAUUCGCUGCCAAACCAGCCAGGAAGUAUUGAAGAAGUCACUGGCGGAGGACUCUUUGACAAGUCAGCUAGAGGGCAUUGGUGUUGACAUCCAUGGUGUUCUUUUCCUCAAGUUAAUUGUUAUGCACAGGUUUCUUCAGGAUAGGCUCCAAGAAGAGCAGGCUAAUCAGCUGAAUGUUCUUGUCCAAGCUUGGGAAAUCAGGUUUACUGUUUCUGAUGAAAAAAGUAUAAAUGGAAUUGAAGAUAUUAGUCUUUCACCUUCUCCAACACCAGGUGCUUCACCCAUCCUUAGAAGAUUCAUACUCCAUUGCCAAGGAGGUCGUAAUUUGGAAGAUUGUGGAGAAGGGAGGUCAUCUAUCUUUCCUUAUGAAGAGAUGACGCGGAGAGUUCUGUUAAAUAUUGCGGUUGCAUCAGCCAUAUCUCCUGCACUUCCCUCUUAUGCAAAGACAAAAAGUAAAAACCCCUUUGAUGAAAGGCGCUUGCUAGAGCAAAACAGGCGGAGACAGAGGGAGAAUAAUGCACCUGAAAACUUUCCAAAUUUUGUAAGAGAAGGAUUUACUGUAAAAGUUGUGGCACCAGACUAUUAUGUGAAGCGUGACUCGGGUCUUAUGGUUUGGGAUAUUGACGUUGGUAAAGGUGAAUCUCCAAAGGCUGGUCAACAGGUGACAUUUCACUACGUUGGUUAUAAUGAGUCUGGCCGCCGCAUUGACAGUACUUACAUUCAGGGUUCUCCGGCAAGAAUUCGAAUGGGCACUAAUGCACUGGUUCCAGGGUUUGAGCAAGGGAUCAGUGACAUGAAACCUGGUGGAAAGAGGAGAAUUAUCAUUCCUCCAGAACUCGGACCACCAGUUGGACCAUCCACCUUUUUCAGCUCAAAACAGUUUGAGGUCUUCGAUGUGGAACUGGUUAGCAUUCAGGAUUGUGUAAGGAGAACGAUAGGGUUUUACUCGGACUUUGUCUGCAAUUAA
Oldenlandia corymbosa var. corymbosa is the source of this 1851-nucleotide messenger RNA. The record is from the annotation of a GenBank genome assembly. Lineage: Eukaryota; Viridiplantae; Streptophyta; Magnoliopsida; Gentianales; Rubiaceae.